Messenger RNA from Malus domestica (apple), 2407 nucleotides. RefSeq lists its product as uncharacterized. The record is from RefSeq and is a predicted model, not a curated record. NCBI's taxonomy places the organism in Eukaryota, Viridiplantae, Streptophyta, Magnoliopsida, Rosales, Rosaceae.
UCUCUCUCACGGUAUCAAGAUUAAACCGGUUUUUUUUUUAAAUCCGGACCGCUUUCUUUACAGAAAAGUACGAACCGUAGCCCCUUUAUCUUUCAUCGUCAUCCCCUUUCGAUUCGAUCCCAGACAGAUCGAUCUAAAUUUCUUUCCCAGAUUUCCCUUAAUUUCUUAUCAUAAUCGUUGAAUCGGAUGUCCGUUUGUAUAAAUCCGAAUCUCCCCUAUCGAUUAAUCCCAAAUUCGACCAAAUCCUUUGGCCUCGUACAAUUCUAGGGUUUCGACUCUGAAUCGGCCCCUUUCGCCUCGUAAUAUUCCAAUCCAUCUCGUUUCUUCGAUCUAAUUUCUGUCUCCUUGCUUUGCCCUCUUGAAUUUGGUCCUAAUUUUGUAGAUUUUUUCGGCCGCGUCAAAUUUCUAGGGUUUCGUAGAGUUCAUCUCGUUAGGGUUUGUUCUUUGUGUAAAUUCUUGUAGGGGUUUUGUUCGCCUCACCUUUCUUUCGCUAUUUCGUAUGUUUUUUUGUCAAUAAUUUCACGAUUUCACUUGUCAAUUGCAAUUUCUAGGGUUAGGGUUUCUGAAAAAAUUCAGCUUCUUUAUUUGGUAAAAUUGGAUUAGGGUUACGGUUCAUAAGGCCGAUAAAUCCGUUUCUGUUCAUAACCAGCGUUCAAUUGUAUUACUUAAGCCGUCUGCUGUUCCUCUGAAGAAUUAAUAGAGGUUAAUAUGGGAUUCAAAAGGCCCUUUGAUGAUGUCGAGUUCCAGGAGCUUCCUUAUAAGCACUCAAGACAACAUGAAUUCGGUGAUAGGUGCUCACCAUUCUUUGAUGCUGUUUCUUGUUAUGGUGCUCCCCGAAAAACAUAUGUUUCAGGUGAGAAUGGGAGUGGUGAUUGUAAGUCCCAGUGGCUUGAGGUUCUUGAAAAAUAUACUGUUGCUGAAGAUUCAACAGCUGCCAACAAGGGUUGUGUUCCCUUCUCAUUGGUUACCAGGAGUUAUGGUGAAGAAGAUGUGCGUUCUGGACCAGAUGCUUAUUCACCUUCUGCUGAGGAUUUCAAAUUUGACUUCCCAAGGAGAACAUGUGUUCCUUUCAAGGAUGCUUAUUCUUCUUUGUUUGACCUCUCUCCAAGGAAACAAGUUCCGGUUGGACCAGAUCAUCAGGCCAGGAUACCUUUAUGGAGUGGACGCAUGAAAUCGACGGAUCAGAAAGAUGAGAUUUAUAACAACAACAUUUCCUUGCAAUCUUUGGAAUCAGAAAAGACUGUGAACAAUGAUAGUGAGGAAAAGCUUUUAGGGACUUGUGUCAUUCCAAUGCCUGAGUCAAACCUCUCAGCACUUGAGUGUGAUAAGGUUGGAUUUGGUCGAACAGAUUGUAGCUGCCUGGACGCAGGUACAGUCAGGUGUGUGCGACAGCAUGUCAUGGAAGCACGGGAAGAACUUAGAAGAACUCUUGGAAAUGAAAAGUUUGUCAAGUUGGGGUUUUGUGAGAAGGGGGAGGAAGUGGCACGAAGAUGGAGUGAAGAAGAAGAGCAGGCCUAUCUUGAGGUUGUUUACUCUAAUCCUGCAUCAUUGGGGAGGAAGUUUUGGAAGCAGUUGUCUGCAGUGUUCCCUUCUCGUAGUAAAAGGGAACUGGUCAGCUAUUAUUUUAAUGUGUUUAUGCUUCGCAGGCGGGGCACUCAGAACAGAUCUAGUAUACUAGAAAUAGAUAGUGAUGAUGAUGAGUGGCAUGGAAACAAUGGAGAUUCCAAUGACGCACCAGAUGCUGAAGAUGAUGAAGACUCCGUUAUUGAGUCUCCUUAUUAUCAAGAUGAUCGUGUGGGCAAUGAAGAAGAUUACUCUGAAGAAGAUGAUAGUAGUGAUGGUGGCGACAGUGAUGGUGAUGUGGGGCAUGUUGAAGGAGAUUCUAGCAAAGCGGAUGGCAGGAUAGAUCAUGUAUCGCAAUCAUACAUGCUGAAGUCAGUUAAAGAAGGAAAGUUUGAUACACUUGGGGAUUGGGAAAAGAAUUCAGGGUGUACUGGAGACGAAUUUGAUUUCCAAGAUGACUCAUGUGUAUCUUUCGAAUUUCAGUCCAAUAUCCAUGAUUCUCGCAGCAAAUGCUUGGAUACCCAGCCUGAUGCAUCCAGUGAUGCAGCUGGUCAUGCAUAUUUAUUGGAGCCUUGCAACGCUAAAGUUUGGGAUGGAAGGUUCGGGGUGGACACCAUGAAAGGCGAUGAUCUACUGCCAACGUGGAGUAUGAUUGAAGACAUAUUUGAUCAAGGAAUGGCGGCGGAUUACAAGAUGACGGAUGAGCGCAAGGCACCAGCCGGUGGCUAGGUGGCUUACGAAAUAAUUCUUUUAACCCCAAUUAGUUGCUAAUAAAAAAUAUGAAAAGAAAUGUUGAGUGGUUAAACUCGUCAUCAAAUACAUUGUCUUUUUGUUUGUUCUCUUA